This is a messenger RNA of Colletotrichum destructivum, 2295 nucleotides long. Its product is annotated as Putative amino acid permease. The transcript has 3 exons. Lineage: Eukaryota; Fungi; Ascomycota; Sordariomycetes; Glomerellales; Glomerellaceae. Gene Ontology annotation, molecular function: amino acid transmembrane transporter activity. The record is from RefSeq and is a predicted model, not a curated record. Gene Ontology annotation, cellular component: membrane. Bases 363 to 2009 code for a protein of 548 amino acids. Gene Ontology annotation, biological process: amino acid transmembrane transport.
UCCGCCAUCAUAACCUGCCGCUCUGAACGCUUUCGGGGAAUCAAAAAGGGCGCAACUGAAGGAUUUUCCCACGGCUCUUUAUCUCGCGGUAAUGCACGUGUGAGGGUCCCGGGCCCGGGAGACUGGGUCUGGCUGCCUCGAGGUUAUUUUAUCUUAUUUUAAAACCCCUUCUUCAAUUCCCAGCCACAAGUUGAUGCGCAGCAGAACGUCCGUAAGCAAACUACACGGAAGACUUCCCCUCGCCCCCCCCCCUCAUGUCAGAUUACGAGGGAGACGCCAGUUAAGGGAAUCGGGGAUCAUCAGUUCCAAGUUUCAACGACCGCCGCAAGUUGGGGUAUUUUUCCGGCCCCCUCGUCGUCACCAUGUCGCAGUACCGAGCCUACGACAAGGACGACAGCGUCCCUGUCAUCGAGGCCACUGGCCACAGCGGAUUCGGAGGCGGCUACGGGGACGACUCGAACUCGACGGAUGCCGACUUCUCCGCCUUUGACCCGCACAGCGGCGUCAAACGAGGCCUGAAGACGCGGCACCUCAGCAUGAUGGCCCUGGCGGGCAUCAUCGGCCCGGGCCUCCUGAUCGGCGCGGGCGGCGCCCUCUCCAACGGCGGCCCGGCGGCCCUGCUCAUCGGGUUCGGCGUCAUCGGCAUCAUCGCCUUCAGCAUCAUGCAGAGCCUCGGCGAGCUCACGACGCUGUAUCCCACGGGCGGCGCCUUCACGGGCCUGGCGGACCGCUUCGUCGACAAGGGGUUCGGCGUCGCGCUCGGGUGGAACUACUUCAUCAUUUGGAUGUGCGUCCUGGCCAACGAGUACAACGUGCUGUCCAGCAUCUUUGUCUUUUGGAGUGACAAAGUGCCCUUGUGGGGAUACUUUUUGAUCUUCUGGACUCUUUUCCUAGGUUUCCAACUCCUCGGCAUCGAGGCUUUUGGAGAGGCCGAAUUCUGGCUGGCCCUGAUGAAGCUCAUCGGCUUGGUCGCCUACUUCCUUUUCUCCAUCGUCUACGCCGCUGGAGGGAUUCCCGGCCAGGACGCCCUUGGAUUCCGAUAUUGGCGGGAUCCCGGCGCCUUCACCGACGGCUUCCGCGGCGUCGCCAAGGUGUUCGUCUUCUGCUCGACCUUUUACGCCGGCGUCGAGUCCGUCGCGGUCGCGGCCACCGAGACCAAGAACCCGCGCGUCGCGGUGCCGCUCGCCAUCCGGCAGGUCUUCUGGCGCAUCAUCUUCAUCUACAUGGGCUCGGCCUUCUUCUUCGGCCUCACCUGCCCGGCCAACGCCGACGAGCUCGUCAACGGCGGGUCGCGCGCCGUCAAGAGCCCCAUGACGGUCGCCAUCCAGAACGCAGGCUGGGAGGGCGGCGUGCACCUCAUCAACGCCUUCAUCUUCGUCACCUGCCUGAGCGCCUGCAACUCGUCCAUCUUCAUCGGCUCCCGCACGCUUCUGUACAUGGGCCAGGACGGGAAAGCGCCCAGGAUCCUGGGCAGGACGGACGGCCGCGGGGUGCCGAUCCCGGCCAUCGUAUUCACCAACCUCUGCGGCGCCCUGUCCAUGAUGAACAUCAGCACCGGCGCGAGCAAGGCUUACUCGUACAUCGUCAAUCUCAGCGGCGUCUCAACUUUCCUCGUCUGGGGCUCCAUCUCCUUCAUCCACAUCCGCUUCCGCCAGGCGUGGAAGGCCCAGGGGCACGCCGAAAGCUCGCUGCCGUUCGUGUCGCUGUGGUACCCUUGGAACGCCUACUUCGGCCUGGCGGCCAACAUCUUCCUGGCCAUCGUCCAGGGCUGGACGACGCUGUCGCCCUUCGACGCCGGGUCGUUUGUCGACGCCUACAUCCUUCUGCCCCUGUUCCCCCUCAUCUGGUUCGGGUACAAGUUCUGGUUCAAGACGCACUUCUGGCGGACGAGCGAGAUCGACCUGCUCUCCGGUCGGCGGAGAGACCUGGACGAGUCCCGGGAGAUCGAGACGGGCGAGCAUGAUUUGGACAGACUCCCGUGGUGGAGACGGCUGCUGAAAAGCUUCUAGAUCGAUCGACUGGAAAGCUAGUGAAGUUGUGGCGCGCGGCCUUUGGUCAUGGUCAUGGUGUGAGAUGUCGGAUCCGAGGAUGGAAAAAUGUGUCUUGUCUUCGCCGUCAUAUGCUACACUUACAAAAUAAGGCAAGGCGGUGGCGACCACGCCCCCGACCGAAACGUUGCGAAACGUUUAAGUCUCUGGAUCCCGGCCGGUCACUGGUGCCUCGACGGAUUUGAUGUAGUUUAUAUUCGAUACCCCUUAGUUGAACGUUUGAAAUGACGAAAGCCUCCGAUCCCCC